UGUGAAGAUGCUGCAUAAAUAUAGUUGCCUCAAAGGGAUCACAACUGCUGCAGAGGUAGAGUUAUAGAGACACCCCCACUCCCCACCCCCCAACCCAAUAGAUCUACUGUUCCAUUCAUUCUUGUACCUUCCAAUCUAACCCUUCCUCAUCAAGAUUUUUCCUUUUUCCAAAGGAUCCUGGGAGAAUUCUUGGAGUAGAUUCACAUUGUGUCUCCACCAAAUCUCUGCCCCUGCAAUUUGUCUUACUUCUCACUAACUUCUGAUGACAAAUACUUGUGUAGGUUAAAAUACUAAGUUUGUCUUUACUGUCAUCAUCUUGUUCCUGUGUAAGCUGUUUUUUUCUGCGGAUCUCAAUCGGCAGCGGCAGUAUCAGGCCUCAGAGUGGUAGCAGUUUGCAGUCUAUAUGCUGUGAUAAAGCAGCCCCCCUCAAGAGUUUAGGUUGUGAAUAAAAGCAAGUCAAGGGAUAUUGGCCGCAGUUUUUCAGAAAUUAAGAGAGGAAAAAGCUGAAACAGGUAAAGCUUUUAGAAGGGAAAAUUUAAGGAGAGGGGUUUGAUCGGGUGGAAUAAUCACUUACCAGAAAGAAAGAGUCACCAAAAGUACGUACUAUUCUGCUUUUACCAAUUACUACAGUUUCAACAGUCAGAAAAUUUCAAGACUAUCCAUCCCAUGAGCCAACACCAAGAGUUGGAAGUAUGAAAAGUACAAUUAGAGAAGGAGGAGAAAUAACCCAAGUCCAAGGUGGCCAAAUUCUACGGUCCAUCGGCCGGAAGGACAGGCACAGCAAGGUCUACACGUCGAAAGGGCCUAGGGACCGGAGAGUGAGGCUUUCGGCCCACACGGCAAUCCAGUUCUACGACGUCCAGGAUCGGUUAGGAUAUGACCGCCCUAGCAAAGCCGUGGACUGGCUCAUCAACAAGGCCAAAACCGCCAUUGACAAGCUCAAUCAGCUGCCCCCUUCACAGGCCAAUCACAGCAACCACUUGGCUCCAACCUCAGGUAGUAAUGAUCAUCAGCUACCACUGGACCAGCAGUCGGAAACUCCUCCAGGUUAUCAACUACUCGCUAAUAAUCCUAAUUCUUCGUUUAUGGGGCCACCUGGAGAACCCGACGCCCAUCUUGAAAACACUAUGAAAUCCUUCUUCCCCACGAGCUCGUUGGGUAGUUUUCCAGGUUUCUCAAGUGAUUCUGUCUCCAGGGCGCCGUUCCAGGCCCAAGAUCUCGGCCUGUCUCUUCACACUUUGCAUUCUGACAACCAUGACCAUGGAAAUGCGGGGAACCCAGUGCUCCCACUUCACGAAACUUUCCAAAGAAUCGGUGGUUGGAAUAGCGGCGGAGAUAUGGAUGGUAGGGUUGGAUUUCUGAUGAAUUCGCAGGAGAUCUCGCAACAGGCUCUAUUUCCUCAAGGAUUGCCGUUUUCUCACAGGGAGCUCCUCCUUUCGAACAUAGCAGCUCAUCAGGCCUGGAAUCAGAGGCCAUUUCUAGGUUCCUCAGAUGAGCAGAAUCCUGAUCCUUCUGGCCCUCCUCAAUCUUCUGAUUUCGGGAGCCCGUCCGGGUUGGGAUUUCGUGUUCCAGCUCGAAUUUAUGGUGAGGAAGAGCCGGGAACUCGUGGCUGAAUCAAAAUCCAGGAUGUUUUAAUCAUCUCCAUUCAAUAAUUAGUGCAUCUGCUCCACCAGUCUUGAAAGAUGAACGUUUCUCGAAUCCAACCAAUCUAACGGCGAGAGGGAAGAACAUCAUGAUUCUUGGAAAGAAUUUUAGGAUAUGAUGAUUUUUUUGUUUUGAUUUCUGCAGGACUGAAUUUGCAAUUUCAGCCAAUACUUGUCUUCUGAUACUUCUUGUUUUCCUCCACUACACGUACGAUGUUGCCGGGACAUUUAUUUGCAUUAUUUUCCAGUUAAAUUCUUGCUUCUCGUGA
Sesamum indicum (sesame) is the source of this 1912-nucleotide messenger RNA. RefSeq names its product transcription factor TCP10. The record is from RefSeq and is a predicted model, not a curated record. Gene Ontology annotation, cellular component: nucleus. Gene Ontology annotation, molecular function: sequence-specific DNA binding; DNA-binding transcription factor activity. NCBI's taxonomy places the organism in Eukaryota, Viridiplantae, Streptophyta, Magnoliopsida, Lamiales, Pedaliaceae.